Phycomyces blakesleeanus NRRL 1555(-) is the source of this 1465-nucleotide messenger RNA. RefSeq lists its product as hypothetical. Gene Ontology annotation, cellular component: nucleus. Gene Ontology annotation, molecular function: DNA-binding transcription factor activity, RNA polymerase II-specific; RNA polymerase II cis-regulatory region sequence-specific DNA binding. Gene Ontology annotation, biological process: regulation of transcription by RNA polymerase II; negative regulation of DNA-templated transcription. The transcript is spliced from 2 exons. Bases 46 to 1419 code for a protein of 457 amino acids. The record is from RefSeq and is a predicted model, not a curated record. NCBI's taxonomy places the organism in Eukaryota, Fungi, Mucoromycota, Mucoromycetes, Mucorales, Phycomycetaceae.
AACGUAAACAACUCAUUUGACCAAAUCACAAACGAUAGCAUUGCAAUGAGCUCAUCAUUAGAAGAGACCAAGGCGAUGAUUCAGCAAGUCGAGGAGCUGAUUGCCCUUGCGCCAACUGAUGACAGUCUAUUGACAAUGUUAGCAGACCUGUAUGACGUACUGGAAAAAGCGAUGGCAGAACAACUACCAGAAGAAAAAGAAGAAGAAGAAGAAGAAGAGAAAGAAAAAGAUGCUUUUCCGUGUGGUACCCAGUGUGUGAUUUCAUUUACCCUGGAUGAUCGCCAAUAUCUACUACCUGCACUUGUUCUUGAACGUCUUGCUUUAUCAAACGAAGCAAAGGUUUUGAUUCUCACACCAAUCACCGCAGACACCGUAGCCUGCACUAACCAUAUUGUCAAGCACGCCUGUAAGACACCCUGCCCUGACCAGCGCUCUCACGGUUAUUUGGUCCCAGCCGAAAAUCUCUUGCCAUAUGACAUCUUGGGUAUUUCAGACAUCGAGAACUACAGGCCAUCAAAGCGUGUGUGGUGUAAAGUAGACAAAACAACUACAGUGUGGCAAGUAGGACGUAUUGUAGGGCAAGAUGGCUCUACAGACAAUCAAUGGCGUGUACAAUGCGCGUCUGAUAUGUCGACGCUCCACACCCUUGGGAUUGAGUCCAUUAUGCCUUACAAAAUUCAUGACACAAAAAAUGACACAACCGACAAUGAUACUACUACUAGUGACAAUGAUGACAAUGAACAUUAUGUAGAUGGUCAGAACGACCCUGAACACGAGUCGGAGCACGAGAGUGACCACGAGCUUGAGCGUUGUGGAAAGGAGUGCUUUUACUGGCCUGCCUAUCGAUUCAACCAUCAGGGAAAAGGUCUGGGACUCCAUGGCCAGGGCCGUAUUGAUCCCGUAGAGGCAUUUAUGCCCAACGUCAAGAAAAGAUCUAUCCCGGGUCAAGACAGACCUGGUCUAGGCAGUAAUUCAGAGCCGCCCAAGAAGCCAAAGAGACCUCAGUCACGUCUGGUGGAUACCUCUGUGUUUGCGUUUAUGAACAAAACACUUUCUAAACCCAAGGAGGAGGAAGAAGAGGAAGAAGAGGCCAAUUCCAAUGACAAGAACAAGGACAAGAAACAAGACAGAGAAGGGGCAAACAAGGGCUCAAGAAAGCCGGUUGCAGCCAUCACGCUGAAUCCCAAGGAAACCCAGCGGCAGCUGCAUGCAUUACAAACGGAGAUUGCACAAACUUCAGAGACCCUUGCCAGGGCCCAUGAGUCCGUUCGACGUAACAAAGGAACGCCCAUGGAAUCACAAUUUGUUGCCAAGGUUGACCGAGUAGCCAAAGCCUUGGCUGGUCUUCAAAAACAAGCGGACAGACUCCAGGGUACAUUGAAACGUACCAAGGAACGUGAAAAGAUGGUCUCAUUUUAAUACAAUAAACUUUAUGGAAUCUCCUUAUGAUUACAAUUAACGCGAU